This is a messenger RNA of Myotis davidii, 1011 nucleotides long. It is a transcript of the gene GIMD1, whose product is annotated as GIMAP family P-loop NTPase domain containing 1. Bases 70 to 723 code for a protein of 217 amino acids. NCBI's taxonomy places the organism in Eukaryota, Metazoa, Chordata, Mammalia, Chiroptera, Vespertilionidae. The transcript is spliced from 3 exons. The record is from RefSeq and is a predicted model, not a curated record. Gene Ontology annotation, molecular function: GTP binding.
ACCAAAGAACACCUGUACCAGCUCAAAGGAAGUCUUUGUAGAAAAAGAAUUUUUAACAUUGGAAAAGCCAUGACGGACUCCAACAAGAUGAUCAUCAACUUGGCCCUCUUCGGCAUGACUCAGAGUGGAAAAAGUUCUGCUGGCAACAUUCUUCUAGGAAGCACUGACUUCCACAGCAGCUUUGCUCCAUGUUCUGUGACCAGAGAGUGUAGUCUGGGCCGCAGUUGUCACCUCCAUGGCUUCAUGCGUAGAGGGGGGCAAGAAGUAACCCUGCAGGUCCGGGUGCUGGACACUCCAGGUUAUCCGCACAGCAAGCUCAGCAAGGCACGUGUAAAACAAGAGGUGAAAGAGGCCCUGGAACAUCACUUUGGGCAAGAGGGUCUCCAUCUUGCACUGCUGGUCCAGAGAGCAGACGUGCCUCUCUGCGGUGAGGAGGCAUCUCCCUCAGUCCAGAUGAUCCAGGAGCUUCUGGGACAUGCUUGGAAGAAUUAUACUGCCAUUCUUUUCACCCAUGCAGAAAAAAUAGAAGAGGCUGGGUUCAGUGAAGCUGAAUACUUACACGAGGCCUCUGAUACAUUGCUGACCCUACUAAACUCUAUUCAGCACAGAUAUAUUUUCCAGCAUAAAAAAGGAACCUCGCUUAAUGAACAAAGAAUAAAAGUCUUAGAAAAAAUAAUGGAAUUUAUAAGAGAAAAUAGCUACCAAGUUCUUACCUUUAAAUAACAUUUAGAUAAAAGGAAAAGAAUAUUGGGUUUUAAUACCAGAAACUUGGUUUCAAAAGGGUCUUUGUUAGAAUGGAUGUGGACCAUGAGAAUGCCAAUAUCCUGACAGUGAAAGUGUACACUGGUAUACACACUAUGGAAAUUACCCAAAUGUUCAUCAACAGUAGCAUGGAUAAGAAAAUACUGGUAUUUCACACAAUAACAUGUUAUAUGGUAAUGGGAAUGAAUGAACUGCAUGUAACAGUAUCAAUAAAUUGCCUAAACAUAAUGCUGAAAGCAAGAAGCCAAA